Molecule: messenger RNA, 723 nt
Organism: Rhagoletis pomonella (apple maggot)
Lineage: Eukaryota; Metazoa; Arthropoda; Insecta; Diptera; Tephritidae
Exons: 1
Coding region: 1-723 (240 amino acids)
Source: RefSeq, a predicted model, not a curated record
AUGCAUGUUUCUAGCUUCAACAAACAAAAUCCGCAGCUAUGGUUUGCUCAACUGGAGCGAGCAUUUCGACUCAGUGAUAUCACAUCAGAUAUCGAUAAAUUCGACUGGGUUACGAUUCAUCUGGAGCACGAUAUUUUGUUAACUGUCGAAGAUCUUAUAACACAGCCGCCCGCAGAUAAUCGCUACAAUAUUCUCAAAGGCAGGCUCCUGGCAAAAUAUUCUGAAUCGGCGGAAAGUAAGCUGCGUCGCCUGCUGCAAGGUGGAGACACUGCUGGAAUGAAGCCGUCUGAAAUUUUAUCGCACAUGAAACGACUCGCACCUGACCCGGGGAGUGCCGCAGUCAUACGAACAUUGUUUUUGGGACAAAUGCCUAGUUCGGUUCGACCUCUGUUGACUGUGUGGAAAGAGGAUAACCUCGAGCAGCUAGCGCAAAUCGCUGACAAAAUGUUGGAAGCGGUUAACUCGAACUCCAUCAACAUGAUAGCUACACACGGGGCUGAGUCGUAUGCUCAAGCCCCCACAGUUAAUGCCAUAGCUAACGAGAAUACCCCAUUAACAGAAAUCGCUAGCACUCUCAAAUCACUUGCCGUUGCUGUUAAACAACUUCAAAGUGAUGUCAAAAUUUUGAAACGAAAUCCAUCUCAACGAUCAUCAUCCAAGGGUCGUUCUCCUAGCCGUAAUACACCAAGUACUAGUGACCAAGCUGAAGCUGCUCAUGUAUGA